Rosa rugosa (rugosa rose) is the source of this 4174-nucleotide messenger RNA. RefSeq names its product ABC transporter A family member 2-like. The record is from RefSeq and is a predicted model, not a curated record. NCBI's taxonomy places the organism in Eukaryota, Viridiplantae, Streptophyta, Magnoliopsida, Rosales, Rosaceae. Gene Ontology annotation, molecular function: ATP binding; ATP hydrolysis activity; ABC-type transporter activity. Gene Ontology annotation, biological process: lipid transport; transmembrane transport. The transcript is spliced from 16 exons. Bases 59 to 2950 code for a protein of 963 amino acids. Gene Ontology annotation, cellular component: membrane; intracellular membrane-bounded organelle.
UCUUCUUCAUUAGUCCAUCCCUCACUGACUCACAAAAACACCAAAUUCCGAAACACUCAUGACUUCACUGACCGGUUUUCCGCUACUGCUGCAACAAUUCAAGGCUCUGUUCAACAAGAACCUCCUCCUCGCAUGGCGCAACAAGACCGCCACCUUUCUCCAGCUCCUCUCUCCCUUAUUCUUCAUCUUCCUCAUCUUCUGCUUCCAGAAGGCCUACGACGCUCAGACUCAGUCUUCCACUGCGUACCGGAGCGUCACCGAUCCUCAGCCGCUGGUUUCGCUUCCGAUCCCGCCCUGCGAGGAAAAGUUCUCUAUCAAAACGCCGUGCUAUGAUUUCGUGUGGAGCGGAGAUCAGAGCCCUAGGAUUCAGAGCGUUGUCGAUGCCAUCAUGGCUAAUAAUCCCGGAAGGCCAAUCCCGGCGACAAAGGUUAAAUCGUUUAGAACCCCGGCUGAAGUAGAUGAAUGGCUGUAUAAGAAUCCUUUGUAUUGCGCAGGAGCUUUGCAUUUUGUGGAAAGAAAUGCCACUGUGAUUAGCUAUGGCCUGCAGACUAAUUCUACUUCUGUUGAAAAACAAGGGAAAACUGAGGAUCCCACAUUCAAAUUUCAAAUUCCACUUCAGAUUGCUGCGGAGCGUGAGAUUGCUAGGUCUCUAAUUGGAGAUUCAAAAUUUAGCUGGGUUGUUGCAUUCAAGGAAUUUGCACACCCUGCAAUGGAGAGGCCUUCUGCAAUGGAUAACAUAGGACCAAGGUUUUUUUUCGCAGCUGCCAUGUUUGGUUUUGUCUUUCAAAUGACUUCUUUGAUCACAGAGAAAGAACUUAAGCUGCGACAGGCAAUGACAAUGAUGGGCCUUUACGAUAGUGCAUACUGGUUCUCAUGGCUUGCAUGGGAGGGAAUUAUUACACUACUCUCAGCUCUUUUCACAGUACUCUUUGGAAUGAUGUUUCGGUUUAAUUUUUUCUUAAACAACAGCUUUGCAGUCUUAUUCCUUGUUUUCUAUCUUUUCCAACUCAAUAUGAUUGGUUUUGCCUUUAUGUUAUCGGCCUUCAUAAAAAAGUCAUCUUCAACCACAACUGUCGGUUUCUCCACUUUUAUCAUUGGCUUUUUAAUCCAGCUGGCUACAUCAAACAACUAUCCAAGCAUUUCUAGGACUAAGAGAAACUUGUGGUCUCUAUUUCCACCUAAACUUCUUUCCCAGGCUCUAUAUAUACUCAGUGAGGCGACAUCCACUCCUAAAAAGACUGGCAUUAGCUGGAGUAGAAGGGCAAACUGCGGACCAGGGGAUGAAAAUUGUGUUAUAACAAUUAAUGACAUUUAUAUAUGGCUGGUGGCUACAUUCUUCCUCUGGUUCGUAUUGGCUAUAUACUUCGAUAAUAUCAUCCCAAAUGUAUCUGGUGUGAGAAAAUCAGUUUUUUACUUUCUGAAGCCAGGAUACUGGACAGGGAAAAGUGGAAACAAAGUGGAAGAGCGUGGCAUUUGUAGUUGCAUAGGUUCACUUCCACCACUGGAGCAUAUUACUCCACAAGAUGAAGAUGUCCUUGAAGAGGAGAACAUUGUUAAAGAGCAAACUAAGGAAGGCACGGUUGGUCCAAACCUUGCAGUUCAGAUACGUGGCCUUGUAAAAACAUAUCCUGGCAAAAGACAUGGUUGCUGCUGUAGCAAGAGGACGUCACCAUACCAUGCUCUCAAGGGGUUAUGGGUCAACUUUGCAAAGGAUCAGUUAUUUUGUCUACUUGGACCCAAUGGAGCUGGGAAAACCACAGCAAUAAAUUGUUUAACCGGCAUCACACCAGUGACUGGAGGAGAUGUGUUGAUCUAUGGAAAUUCUGCCCGAAGCUCUGUCGGCAUGGCAAACAUUCGAAAAAUGAUAGGAGUUUGUCCACAGUUUGAUAUUCUUUGGGAUGCAUUGUCUGGGCAAGAGCAUCUUCACAUAUUCGCUAGUAUCAAAGGCCUUCCUCCAGCAUCAAUAAAAUUGGAUACUAUGAAGUCACUGGAAGAGGUGAAACUGACUGAUGCAGCCAAAAUGAGAGCUGGUAGUUACAGUGGAGGAAUGAAGCGUCGCUUGAGUGUUGCAAUAGCCCUUAUUGGUGAUCCGAAGUUAGUUAUCCUAGAUGAACCGACAACUGGUAUGGAUCCAAUAUCUAGAAGACAUGUAUGGGACAUCAUAGAGGAUGCAAAGAAAGGUCGUGCAAUCGUCCUGACCACUCACUCAAUGGAAGAAGCUGACAUAUUAGGUGACCGGAUAGGAAUUAUGGCAAAGGGUAGGCUCCGCUGCAUUGGAACUUCAAUCAGGCUGAAGUCACGAUUUGGGACUGGUUUCAUUGCUAAUGUGAGAUUCAAAGAAAGCACCAAUGGGGAUGAAGUUGCAACAUCAAAUCACGAAGCUGUGAAGCAGUUAUUUAAAUAUCGUUUGGAUGUUUCACCAAAAGAAGAGACUACAGCCUAUCUGACUUUUGUGAUUCCUCAUAAUCGAGAGGGAAUUUUGGCGAAAUUUUUCGCGGAACUUCAAGAUCAAGAAGAUGAAUUUGGCAUAGCAGACAUUCAACUUGGACUUGCAACUCUUGAAGAAGUUUUCCUAAAUAUCGCAAGGCGGGCAGAGCUAGAAAGUGCCACAGCUGAGGGGAGGUUGGUUACUCUCACUUUAACAUCUGGGGUAUUGGUUCAGAUUCCUACGGGAGCUAGGUUUGUUGGGAUUCCGGGAACAGUCUCUUCUGAGAAUCCAAACGGGCUUAUGGUAGAAGUUUUUUGGGAGCAAGAUGAAUCUGGUGCACUUUGCAUAUCUGACCACUCACAUGAAACCCCAAUACCUCCUAAUAUUGCAGUUGAACCAAUGCCACCUUCAAUUUCGCCCCAAAAUUUGUUUGGCCGUUCCAAACCAGUAAACGGCAUUGUGCUCGACUCCGACCAAAUCACUAGUUCUUUCGGUCUAAAUGGUCAUAGGGGUAGUUGGUAAAGGACCUGAUGCAGUAUGCUUAUUGAGUUGAUAGUUAUACUAAUUCUUAUUAUCUAUUUCCUUGUAAUUUCACUAAUUUGCAGCUAGUCGAGAUUAUAUUUCGAAUUGAGACCAAAAUUGGGUUAUAGUUGAGAUUCUUACUUAUAUCAUCUCACAAAGGUUGCAAUUUACAAAGCCAUCUAUAGCCAUGUGUGGUGAUUAUAUCCAAAUUUCAUCAAAGCUAAAAGGGAUCUAAAUAGCUAAGAUCACGUAAUGGGCGGUGCAAGGCCCAGCCAUCUAAUAGUUAGGACUGCAUUUUGGAAGAAGCUAGGCCCAAAGUCUGAUUAGGGCAUUAGGCCAUGCAAUGCCAGCCCAGUCAUUCUUCAUAUAGUUGAAAAAAGACCGUUCAACCACUUGUAUUAAAGAAAUGACACAGAUUAAAAUCAUGGAUGUUGCGAUUGACAAGGAUUUUUCAUUAUGAUAACAAUUGUUUACAGGCCCCAAUUCACAAAGUAAAGGUUUUGCUUAGGUAUCGAUUCAGACAACUGUUUAAAUAAUCUCAGCAGUCUCAAUCUAAAGCAAAAGGCAACUGCCUCUAUGAAAAAUAUCUCAAACCACCCCAAAUUUCAAUUCAUCAAGACAUCGACUACUUUAAAGAUCUGAUAUCAUGAAUCUGCCAUUGAAGAUCUCAAAUGGCCAAUAGGUCAUACGCAUGAACCCGAUCUCUACCGGAAGAGAUACGUACUAAGAGAUACAAGACUGAACUAGAUCUGCAAACCAAAAAAAGCAUAAGCAUCAUAUAUAUACAUGAAAACACAAGUUAACUGAAAUAUAAACCAAUGAUCUAUAGGAACACAUGGUUCAUGAUCGGAGCUAAAAGCUUCUCAGAGCUUGAUGUAUCUGAUGAAACUUACUACAAGCUAGACAGAGAAACAGAUCUAGCUAGUUAAGAGACAGAUAAGCUAUGGUGUAGAGCUCCCUUCAAUCCAAAACAUGAUGCAACUCAGGUAAUGCAGCUCCUGAGAUAUGGAAGCCACAAGCCUAUCAUCUUUACCAAAAUAGAGAUAGAAGUGUGGGAUUCAUAGCUCAGCAGCUCAAUCAACCCAGCAACAUCUUCUAUUGGACUUCAAGGAGCUCCACUUCAUAACCCUAGCUAAAACCCUAACACCAGUACGUUAGAUCGAAGAUGAUCAAGAAAGAAAAAGUAAAACAGAUCAAAACCUUGUAAGAAACCCUACAAAACCU